AUGCCGUUUGGCUGCGUGACGCUGGGAGACAAGAAAGAUUAUAACCAGCCAUCUGAGGUGACCGACAGAUAUGACCUGGGCCAGGUCAUCAAAACGGAGGAGUUCUGUGAAAUCUUCCGGGCCAAGGAGAAGUCGACGGGCAAGUUGUACACCUGCAAGAAGUUUCUGAAACGGGAUGGGCGGAAAGUGCGGAAGGCAGCCAAAAACGAGAUCAUCAUCCUCAAGAUGGUGAAGCACCCCAACAUCCUACAGCUGGUGGAUGUCUACAUCACCCGCAAGGAAUAUUUCAUCUUCCUGGAGCUGGCCACUGGCCGAGAGGUCUUCGACUGGAUCCUGGACCAGGGCUACUACUCGGAGAAGGACACCAGCAAUGUCAUCCGGCAGGUGCUGGAGGCUGUUGCCUACCUGCACUCACUCAAGAUCGUUCACAGAAACCUCAAGCUGGAGAACCUGGUGUACUAUAAUCGCCUGAAGAACUCCAAGAUCGUCAUCAGUGACUUCCACCUGGCCAAGCUGGAGAACGGGCUCAUUAAGGAGCCCUGUGGCACCCCCGAGUACCUGGCUCCGGAGGUGGUGGGGCGGCAGCGGUACGGGCGGCCGGUGGACUGCUGGGCCAUUGGUGUCAUCAUGUACAUCCUCCUCUCGGGAAACCCCCCUUUCUACGAGGAGGCAGACGAGGAUGAUUACGAGAACCACGAUAAGAACCUCUUCCGCAAAAUCCUGGCUGGGGACUACGAGUUCGACCCGCCGUACUGGGAUGACAUCUCGCAAGCGGCUAAGGAGCUGGUGACACGCCUGAUGGAGGUGGAGCAGGACCAGAGGAUCACAGCGGAGGAGGCCAUCUCCCAUGAGUGGAUCUCUGGGAAUGCUGCCUCUGACAAGAACAUCAAGGAUGGCGUCUGUGCCCAGAUCGAGAAGAACUUCGCCCGGGCCAAGUGGAAGAAAGCCGUGCGAGUGACCACGCUCAUGAAACGCCUGCGGGCGCCCGAGCAGACGGACACGGCGGCAGCCCCGGCCCCGGCAGCGACCCCGGCCCCGAAAGCCGUGCGAGUGACCACGCUCAUGAAACGCCUGCGGGCGCCCGAGCAGACGGACACGGCGGCAGCCCCGGCCCCGGCGGCGCCCCCGGCCCCGGCAGCGACCCCGGCCCCGGCAGCGACCCCAGCAGCAACUCCAGCCCCAGCAACGACUACGGCCCCGGCAACGACCACGGCCCCGGCGGCGACUCCGGCCGCGGCGGCGACUCCCGCCGCUGCGGCCACGGAGCCCGCGGCCACGGAGCCCGCCACCGACACCGCCACGGCCCCGGAGCCCGCAGCCCCCGCCGCCACCGCCCCGGAGGCCGCAGCCCCCGGCACACCGCCCGCCGCCGCGCAGCCCCCGGCCGCCGGCACACCGCCCGCCACCACGUGUAACGAGGUCGGGGCCGCCGCCGAGCCCCCCAGCGAGCAGAGCGGCUGA
This is a messenger RNA of Pseudopodoces humilis (Tibetan ground-tit), 1461 nucleotides long. The record is from RefSeq and is a predicted model, not a curated record. NCBI's taxonomy places the organism in Eukaryota, Metazoa, Chordata, Aves, Passeriformes, Paridae.